Populus euphratica (Euphrates poplar) is the source of this 3891-nucleotide messenger RNA. Its product is annotated as gamma-tubulin complex component 3-like. NCBI's taxonomy places the organism in Eukaryota, Viridiplantae, Streptophyta, Magnoliopsida, Malpighiales, Salicaceae. Gene Ontology annotation, cellular component: gamma-tubulin complex; spindle pole; microtubule organizing center. The record is from RefSeq and is a predicted model, not a curated record. Gene Ontology annotation, biological process: cytoplasmic microtubule organization; meiotic cell cycle; microtubule nucleation. The transcript is spliced from 3 exons. Gene Ontology annotation, molecular function: microtubule minus-end binding; gamma-tubulin binding. Bases 92 to 2677 code for a protein of 861 amino acids.
CCCGCCCAUACAAAGAAACCCGGACUCUCAACUCCCAAUACCCUCACUCUCCCUCCUCUACUACUCUCUAAAAAAAAAAAAAAAAAAAAAAAUGAAAAAAAAAAAGAACCGGCAAAACAUCCUAGAUCUGGUCAAAGAAUUAGUCAAUCGCUUACUCUCACAAAACCCUCAAAACCCUAAACCCCCAAUUUCUAACCCUAACUCUCCUGAUUUCCAAAAUUCUCUUCGCUACGCAAUCCGCAUUCUCUCCAGCAGAUUAACCCCAUCGAUUGCCCCUGAUGCCGCCUCAAUCUCUGAAUCAAUCAAGCGUGGUCUUGCCACUCAAGGUAAAUCCUCCCAAGCUCUCACUUUCGCUGAGUUAUACAACAAAUUUGCAUCGAAAACGGGACCGGGAAGUAUUGAUAACAAAUGGGCAGUUCUUUAUUUGCUUAAAAUCAUUUCUGAAGAUACAAAAAUUGCACAAAAUGCUCCAAAUUCCACGCUUUUGUUACCUAAUUUGGGGUUAAAUGAGCUUGAUUUGAGCAAUGAAUCGCGGAUUUCCCGUGAUUUUAAGAGAAGGGAAAAGGGUUAUGAUAAUGGGGUUUUGUUGGUUAGUAAAGAUCCGGAGAAUUUGCUUGAAAUCGCAUUUAGAGAGUUCGUUAAUCUGGUGAGAGAGGAAAAUGAGGUGUCCGAAGAAGUUUUAGUGAGAGAUGUGUUAUAUGUUUGUCAAGGGAUUGAUGGGAAAUACGUGAAGUUUGAUGCAAAUGUUGAUGGGUAUGUUUUAUCAGAUUCAAUCAAGGUUCCAAGAGGUACAAGGGUUAUGGUUAGGAAGUUGUGUGAGUUGGGGUGGUUGUUUAGGAAAGUUAAAGGGUAUAUUUCAGAGAGUAUGGAUCGGUUUCCAGCUGAAGAUGUGGGAACUGUAGGGCAGGCAUUUUGUGCUGCGUUACAGGAUGAGCUUUCAGAUUAUUAUAAGUUGUUGGCUGUGCUUGAAGCGCAGGCAAUGAAUCCAAUUCCGUUGGUUUCAGAGUCAACUAGUUCGUGUAAUUAUUUAUCAUUGAGGAGGUUGUCAGUUUGGUUUGCUGAGCCAACACUGAAAAUGAGGUUGAUGGCUGUUUUGGUUGAUAAAUGCAGAGUCUUGAGGGGUGGGGCCAUGGCUGGGGCUAUACAUUUGCAUGCCCAGCAUGGCGAUCCAUUGGUGCAUGAGUUCAUGAGGAGUUUACUGCAGCAUGUUUGUUCACCACUUUUUGAAAUGGUUAGGAGUUGGGUUUUGGAAGGGGAGUUGGAGGAUAUUUUUGCUGAGUUCUUUGUUGUGGGUCAGCCAGUGAAAGCUGAAUCACUUUGGAGAGAAGGUUACAGGCUCCAUGCUGGAAUGCUUCCUUCAUUCAUUUCACAACCCCUUGCUCAGCGCAUUUUAAGGACUGGGAAGUCAAUAAAUUUCCUUCGUGUCUGUUGUGAUGAUCGUGGUUGGGCUGAUACUGCAACCGAGGCUGCUGCUGCUGCUGGGACCACUACUAGAAGAGGGAGUCUUGGAUAUGGUGACACUGAUGCACUUGAAACUCUGGUUGUUGAAGCAGCAAAGAGAAUUGACAAGCAUCUGUUGGAUGUUAUGUACACGAGGUAUAAAUUCAAAGAACACUGCCUUGCAAUCAAGCGUUAUUUACUGCUGGGGCAAGGUGAUUUUGUCCAGUAUUUAAUGGAUAUUGUUGGGCAGGAACUUUCUGAGCCUGCUAAUACAAUUAGUUCAUUCCAGUUGGCAGGGUUGCUGGAAAGUGCAAUUCGAUCAUCCAAUGCUCAGUAUGAUGAUCCUGACAUAUUAGAUAGGUUGAGGGUGAAGAUGUUGCCGCAUGGUACUGGAGAUAGAGGUUGGGAUGUAUUCUCCUUGGAAUAUGAUGCCAGAGUACCAUUAGACACAGUGUUUACAGAAUCUGUUAUGGCAAGAUAUUUAAGAAUUUUUAAUUUCCUGUGGAAGCUGAGGCGAGUGGAGCAUGCACUUAUUGGUGCGUGGAAGACAAUGAAACCUAAUUGUAUUACUUCUCAUUCUUUCACCAAGCUGCAGCAUGCAGUUAAGUUGCAGUUACUCUCAACACUGAGACAAUGCCAGGUCCUUUGGAAUCAGAUGAAUCAUUUUGUAACAAACUUGCAAUAUUAUAUCAUGUUUGAAGUUCUAGAGGUUUCAUGGUCUAACUUCUCAAAUGAGAUGGAAGUAGCGAGGGAUCUUGAUGAUCUACUUGCAGCACAUGAUAAGUACCUCCACUCAAUUGUAGAGAAAUCUCUUCUUGGUGAACGAUCUCAAUCCCUUUACAAGUCACUAUUCGUCUUGUUUGACCUUAUACUGCAUUUCAGAAGUCAUGCAGAUCGGUUGUGUGAAGGAAUUUACGAGUUACAAGCAAGAACCAGGGCAUCCUCUCUAUCCUCUCAAGACAAGACAAAAUCACGAAGGCAGACAAGAGAUAAUAUGUCGGAGCCUGGAUCGUGGUUUAGUGAUGGCAGGAAGGCCCUAGAACAACGUGCUGGUGAAUUUCUUCAAAAUAUGGGGCAGGAACUGGAAGCAAUAUCAAAGGAAUAUACUGUGUUGCUUGAAGGUUUCUUGUCUCAGUUGCCUGUGCAGCAACAUGUUGAUUUGAAAUUCCUCUUCUUUCGGCUUGACUUCACUGAAUUUUAUAGUAGGUUGCGUCCUGGCACAUGGCAAAACUGUUAAUACACCUGAGUUUAAUCCAAUUUGCAACUCAAGGCAUGAACAGAAUGCAGUUAUUUGCUGGACCUUAAGUGAAGAAUUAUGCAAUGUCAUGCUGAUGCCAGGAUUGACCUUUAUAUUUCACUGCAUGAUUUUUGAUUGUUUGUGCUCCUUUCUAAGGGUUUACGAGAAAGUUUGUGAUCAUGUUAGAGGUAUUUUUAUAUCAUUAAAUGAGAUUCUUAAAAUCAGUGCAAAUAUUUGGAUGUGAUAGUCCAAUUAUUGUUGGUACUUUUCUUCUUAUUGUUGCAAGCUGUUUAUACUGAGCUUGUGCCUCUGUUUCAUAGUUAUGUAUUGGCUAAAUGCUAAUCAUUGUGAUAUAUGAUUUGGUUUUGCAUGUGUUUGUUUUUUCAAUCCCGAGUUCCUGACACUUGAUACUUACGUGUUAUUUGGGUUGUGGUGGCUGCAUUUAGUGGUUGCUGCAAUAAACAUAUCAUAAUUCCUUGUGUUGCUGGGAAGCUGUCCUUGCAAUGAAAACUGUGGUCUUGUCACAAGGGAUUGUUAACGGGCCCAUGCUAUCUCAAUAUCCUUCUUGCUGGCACACGAAUGAGCAAGACUGUUCAUUAAAUUAUAUCAUCAUAAAGAUUUGAGCUUGUAUGAUUAUUACCUAUUGGGAAAAGGCUCUUUUGCAUACAACAUAGAUGGCUUGUGUUGCUGGAGAAUUAGAAUGAGGUGAAAGCAAAUACCCAGUUGAAGUCUUGAAGAGAGAUCAAAGUGAAAUCACAGAGACAAAGGAAGCACCUCAUGCAUGCUUGACAGGGUGCCUCCCAUAAGCCAAAGAGUGGAGUGGUGUAUUAUUCUUUCUAGGACUGGUAGCACUUUGGUGAGAGUGUCCCUUAGCCCAUGGAAUAUUUAUUGAGUGUUUGCUUGUCUAGCUGAAUAUGUUAGCUUAAAUGUUUAAGCCAGUAGUGCCGGUUUCAUUUUUGUCUACCCAGUUUGACAAGUGAUAUUGCUAUGUUAUAAAGUUAUAGAGAAGCAUAAGAUUAGAAUGAGGUUUAAAAUUGAAAAACAUUCUACACUAAGUUAAGGCUUCAUUAGCUUUUGAUGAAAACUUGAAAAUAAUGUUUCUUCCUUCCUCUGGUGUCGUCCAUGAGAUGCUGCAAUUUUUCAGAGAAUCAUAAGUGGUUCUGCAGCGUUGCUUUCUUUGUAUAUUUAACUCAUCAUACAGUUGAGCACCCUGA